This is a messenger RNA of Bombina bombina (fire-bellied toad), 4755 nucleotides long. RefSeq names its product collagen type VI alpha 1 chain (gene COL6A1). NCBI's taxonomy places the organism in Eukaryota, Metazoa, Chordata, Amphibia, Anura, Bombinatoridae. The coding region runs from base 78 to 3215 and encodes 1045 amino acids. The record is from RefSeq and is a predicted model, not a curated record. The transcript has 35 exons.
CAGACUUCAUCUGGAUCCUGUGCAGCUAACACAUUCCUCCAUCUCCCUCCUGUCUGGCAGCAGGACCUGGGAGCACCAUGAAGAUCUUGCAGGGAAACCUCCCGGUAACCUUGCUGCAUCUAUUCCUCUUGGUUGGGGGUGGCCUGGCACAGCAGGAUCCUAUUAAGAGGCCUCCUGAAGGUGGUACAGGAUCAGGGUCAACUCAAAUCAUCAUUCCUGGACCUAAUAAAGUGUCUGCUUUUCAAGACUGUCCUGUGGAUCUCUUCUUUGUGUUGGACACAUCAGAAAGUGUGGCCCUCCGCGUGAAGCCUUUUGGAAACCUGGUGGAUCAGCUCAUCGAAUUUACCAGUGCAUUCAUUGACAAAUUGACUUCCAGGUAUUAUCGGUGCGACCGUAACCUUGCGUGGAAUGCUGGAGCCCUGCACUACAGUGAUGAGGUGAUCCUAAUUCAGGGUCUGACAAGUAUGGUUAAUGGACAAGCCCUCAUGAAGGAAAAGUUGAAAGGGGUCACCUACAUUGGAAAAGGAACACACACUGACUGCGCCAUCAAAAGGGGUAUCGAGGAGAUCCUGAUUGGAGGAUCCCAUCAGAGGGAGAACAAAUACUUGAUUGUGGUAACAGAUGGCCAUCCUCUGGAGGGCUACAAGGAGCCAUGUGGAGGGCUAGAAGAUGCAGCUAAUGAAGCCAAACAACUGGGUCUCAAAGUAUUUUCAGUGGCCAUUUCACCAAACCAUCUGGAACCACGCCUGAGUGUCAUUGCCACAGAUCAAAAUUACAGGCAGAACUUCACAGCUACCAGUUCCACUGGUCUGUCUGCUCAGGACAUAGAGAAUACUAUUGACACCAUCAUAGAAACCAUAAAAGCACAUGCUGAGCAAGGGUGUUGUUCCUAUGAGUGUCAGCCUCCCCAAGGCACAAUUGGACCACCAGGUCCUGCAGGUUACGAGGGAGAGAUCGGAAAGACUGGACUUCCUGGAGAACGUGGACAACCUGGUGAUCCAGGCAGACCAGGAGACAUUGGACCUGUGGGUUAUCAAGGAAUGAAGGGUGAUCGAGGUUCCAGAGGAGAAAAGGGUGGAAGAGGAGCAAAGGGAGCAAAAGGAGACAAAGGAAAGAAAGGAAUUGAUGGAAUUGAUGGACAAAAGGGAGAAGAUGGAUUCCCUGGACUUUCUGGGUGCAAAGGAUCCCCAGGAUUUGAGGGAGAAUCUGGUGCUUUGGGACCCAAAGGAGACCCUGGAUCAUAUGGACCAAAGGGAGAGAAGGGAUCAGGUGGACAGCCUGGAAGUCCUGGGAGAUCUGGGAGCAGUGGCAAUACUGGAGAAAAGGGAGAUCCAGGAGCUAAUGGCUCACAAGGAGAAAAAGGGGAGUCUGGCGAUGAGGGUAAUGCUGGACAAGAUGGGCCAUCAGGAGAUAGGGGUGGGCCUGGAGAGAGAGGGCCUCCUGGCAUAUCUGGUGCGCGUGGACCCAGAGGAGAUAAUGGAGAACCAGGACAGCAAGGAGAUCAAGGAAGAGAUGGUCCAGUUGGUCUAUCGGGGGAUCCAGGUGAACCAGGUCCAGAGGGACCAAAAGGAUACAGAGGGGAUGAAGGAAUUGCAGGACCUGAGGGACCAAAAGGACCAAGAGGAGCAAAAGGAUUGCCUGGAGAGCAGGGGCUGGCUGGAGAGAGGGGUGAUGACGGUUACCCAGGCAAUGGUACCGAUGGAUUUCCAGGAUUCCAAGGAUAUCCAGGAGCCCGUGGAGAGCGUGGAGCUAAUGGAACUAAAGGAUAUCUUGGACCAAAGGGAGAUGAAGGAGAACCUGGUGACCCAGGAGAUGAUAACAAUGUUCCAGGGCCCGGAGGUGCCAAGGGAGCAAAGGGCUAUAGGGGCCAAGAAGGACCACUGGGACCCCAAGGACCUCCAGGACCACCUGGCCCUGAUGAAUGUGAAAUUCUGGACAUUAUAAUGAGAAUGUGCUCUUGCUGUGAAUGCACUUGUGGUCCAGUGGAUAUUCUGUUCGUGGUUGAUAGCUCUGAGAGUAUCGGACUUUCCAACUUUCAGAUUUCAAAAGAAUUCAUUAUCAAGGUCAUUGAUCGAUUGAGCCGAGACGAACAUGUCAAGUUUGACACCGGAGGUUCCAGUGUUGGAGUACUACAGUACAGUCAUGGGAACACCCAGGAAUCUGUUGUCAUGGGAGAUGCAAACAUUCAGUCUAUAGGCCAGUUAAAGGAGGCUGUCAAGAAUCUAGGCUGGAUUGCAGGAGGUACAUGGACAGGAGAAGCUCUAGCUGUCACUAGGGAUAAAAUUUUGAGCCGCUUCAAGACUGAUAAGAGAGUGGCUCUGGUGCUAACUGACGGACACUCCGACAUCCUGAGGGACAAGACUCCACUCAACUCACUGUGUGAAGGCAACGUCCAGGUGGUCUCUCUGGGCGUGGGAGACAUCUUCCAGUCCCCUCCAAACCCAGAUCAACUGCAAGAGAUUGCUUGUGGGGGGACGACAUACACACAGGGAUUGUCUCUGCAAAGAGACAGCUAUGCAGAACUGCUAGAUGACCGCUUCCUAGAGAAUGUGACUGCUCACAUCUGCAAAGACAAAAAGUGCCCGGAUUUUACCUGCCCCAUCUCAUUUACAGCGCCAGCUGACAUCACAUUGCUUGUUGACAGUUCUACUAGUGUUGGAAGUCGAAAUUUUCAGACAACUAAGAACUUUGUAAAGUUAGUGGCACAACGUUUCCUUGGUGUAAAAGAGCCUACACCAGAGCCUGUACGCCUCUCAGUGGUGCAAUAUAGUGGCCGUGGCCAGCAGAAGGUGGAGGUGAUGUUUGAGUCCAAUUACACAGUGGUGGCAAAUGCAGUGGAAAACAUGCAGUUUUUGAAUGAUGCAACAGAUGUUGGAGCAGCACUUCGAGCAAUUACAGAAUUGUACCGUGAAGAUGUUAAAGCAGGAGCUAGCAAAAAGUUGCUAAUUUUCUCUGAUGGAAAUACACAGGCAGAAGAUACACUUCUGGAGGCUGUACGUGAAGCUCGGGGCACUGGUAUCGAAAUCUACAUAAUUGCUGUAGGGAGCCGACCUAAUGAGAACAAUUUGCAAGUCCUGUUGACAGGUUCUGCUGCAGUGCCUGAUGCCCCCUUCCCUGACAGGAAUCUGUUUAGAAUCUCUGAUUACCCUUCAUUGCUACGAGGUGUCUUGUAUCAGACCAUUACAAGACGGGUUUCCCUCAAUCCCUCACAAUAGGGGUAAAGUGGGCCAUUGGAUAUGUACCCACUACACUCUGAGCCUGAUCUUGUACCUCCAGAUUGCCAUUGCAACAUUCUCCAUCACAUCUGGGUAUAAUUGGGGGUACAAGCAGUAUUAAUAUGAAUACAGCCCUAGCCAUGAUUUGAUAGCCACUUACAUUUUUAAAUUGACUCAUAAGCAAACGUAGUGGGCUAAGCGACUUUAAAAUCAGGUAUUCUUUUGCAACUCUUUCAAUGAAAUAUCAAACCUCAGAAAACAUGAUGUAGGAGCUGGGUGAUGUGAUUUAUGCGGUGAUGCUGACACAUGUACAUUUUAGCUUCUAUAUACCAAAAUAUUCACAUUGAGUAUUAGGUUAUUGCACAUUACUAUUUUUGGAUCUGUUUAUCAUUUUUAUGAUAUGACAAGAGUUUUCCACAAACUAAUCAAACAUUAUUAUUAUUGUCUGUUUAGUGACCCCAUAAGGACCAUAUAUAUUUGGCAUUACCCUAUGCCCUAUCUAUUAGAAGCAUCCUUAGCCCUUAUGAGACUCACUAAACUGAUUCAAUAUUUCUUCAACAUGAGUCACAAAUAUUUGAUUAUUAAGUGAAGUUAGGCGGUAUUCAGAAUGUUCAUCUCAGUGACAGCUAAAGUGGAUCCAUAAAAGGUUUAAAGUGUAAAUCAUGUUGGAGUGUGUACAUACCUACACUAAUUCACACAGUUAAAUAGAGGUUUAAGAGUCUUGCCAAGUGGUGCCCAUUCUUUCUUCUAGUGGUUCAUUAUCUAGAAAACUCAUCAGACCUAAAAUAAAAAACCCUAGCCCUACCAGUCUUAACUUGUGGGAUUUACAAAUACAAAUACCUGAUAAUAACAAUAAUAAUACUCAAAAUUGGCUUUGCCCUCUAGGAGAAGGAAAAUCUUAAUUGGGACCACAUAAGGUAUGGGAGCAGAGUCUGUUCAGCAGAGGAAGGGACAAAGUAGACACAAAGAAAGUAAAGUGUGUUCAUAAUAAAUAAUACAUAUUUGUACCAUGGUCCUUUCUUUACUAAAUUGUGGGCUGAAAAGUUGAAUCAAAGCAACUGUAAGAUCAUUUAAUGACAACCAUAGGCCAAUUUUAUAGCAACACACUCUACAGCAAACUAAAACCUGUGAGAUUUAGGGAGCUCCAAGCUUCAUUGACAGAUGUUAAAAGAUCCCACAGUAUAAUUGGCUCUAUCAAUGUGUUUGCUUUUUUUAUAUUUUGUACAAAACAACUAAGAUGUAUAGAGCCUGGUCAGGGAGUAAUGAAUCUGACAGAUAAAGUCUUUGUGGUCAGCGUAGUCAUGUCAUGUUUUCACAUACUAAGUAUAGAGACAGUUGGGGGAGGGGCCUAUAUGUUUUUUUGGUGCUAUAUUCUGGGUAAGAGGAGGUCACAUUAUAUUUCCUAACCCAGGGGGUAUCAGGUGCUGGUUUUGUGGCAUGGUGCUUGGUGGGUAAUGUCAGUGAAUUGCUUUGUCCAUGCUCCUGUUAUUGAAUUUACUCAGAAACCUAACAAUGAAUAAAGGAAUCCUGACCACUCUGA